Rotaria sordida is the source of this 1494-nucleotide messenger RNA. NCBI's taxonomy places the organism in Eukaryota, Metazoa, Rotifera, Eurotatoria, Philodinida, Philodinidae. The record is from the annotation of a GenBank genome assembly.
AUGAAACAAUCAUCAUCGUACAGUACUUCACGUAUACAAUCGGACUCCAUCAUUAAUGGAAGACGAGGUCAACGUGUACAAGCAGAAGACCUUGUAGAAAAUUUUCUCUUAAUUUGGCUUGAUAAUAAAAUCGAUGAAUCAAAUGAUGAUUUUCGCAAUUCAAUUACAAAAUUGCGACAAACUGUUAAUACCAUUGAAAUAUUUCGUGAUCCAAAUGAAUGUAUUAAUUAUAUUUCCACAUUCGAAAACGAAAAAACUUUUCUCAUCAUUUCUGGUGCUCUUUGUGACAAUGCUAUGCCACGUAUUUAUCCUAUGUCACAAAUCUACUCAAUUUAUAUCUUCUGCCGGAAACCAUCACAAUACGACCAAUGGGCAAAGAAAGAUGAUUGGCCAAAAGUAAAAGGUAUUUUUACAGUAAUCGAUUCGAUUUGUGAUUCUGUUCGACAAUCUGCUCGAGAAUGUGACGAAGAUUCUAUCGUAAUUAGUGGUCAAAUCGAACCAUCAUUCAUGUAUACAGUACUUUUCAAAGAAAUUAUUCUUGAAAUUAAGUUCGACGAGACGAAAGAAACCAAAGAUCUUGCUGAAUAUGCCCGUGAGAACAUGGCCGAGUAUUCAAAAGCACUUUCAUCCUAUGAACAAUCACUAGAAAUCCGGAAAAUAGCUCUUCCUUCGAAUCAUCCUGACCUCGCACAAUCCUACAACAACAUCGGCUCGGUGUAUCGAAACAUGGGCGAAUAUUCAAAAGCACUUUCAUCCUACCAAGAAUCACUUGAAAUCCAGAAAAUAGCUCUCCCUCCGAAUCAUCCCUCGUUGGCUGUUACCUACAACAACAUUGGUUUGGUGUAUAAUUACAUGGAUGAGUAUUCAAAAGCACUUUCGUAUUACGAAAAAGAUCUGGAGAUCAGCAAGAAAACUCUCCCUCCAAAUCAUCACGAAUUGGCCACUUCCUACAACAACAUCGGUGGGAUUUAUGAUAAAAUGGGCGAGUAUUCAAAAGCACUUUCAUCCUACGAACAAUCACUUGCAAUAUAUAAGAUAGCUCUCCCUACGAAUCAUCCCGACUUGGCUAUUUCCUACAACAAUAUCGGUAUGGUGUAUGAUAACAUGGGCGAAUAUUCUAAAGCACUUUCAUCCUACGAACAAUCACUAGAAAUACGAAAAAUAGCUCUGCCUCCGAAUCAUCCUUCAUUGGCUACUUCCUACAAUAACAUCGGUCUGGUAUAUCAUCACAUGGGUGAAUAUUCAAAAGCACUUUCAUCCUACCAACAAUCACUUGAAAUCAAGAAGAUAGCUCACUCACAUACCCCGAAUCAUCCCUCGUUGGCUACUUCAUACAACAACAUCGGUAGAGUGUAUGAUAGCAUGGACGAUUAUUCAAAAGCACUUUCAUAUUACGAAAAAGCUCUACAAAUACAUGAAAAAUCGCCUUCUCCAAAUCACUCAGAUAUAGAAAGUCUGAAAAACAACAUUGAAUUGGCGAAACAGAAAUUGUAA